This is a messenger RNA of Rhodofomes roseus, 1321 nucleotides long. RefSeq lists its product as uncharacterized. Gene Ontology annotation, biological process: endocytosis; intra-Golgi vesicle-mediated transport; endoplasmic reticulum to Golgi vesicle-mediated transport. The transcript is spliced from 5 exons. NCBI's taxonomy places the organism in Eukaryota, Fungi, Basidiomycota, Agaricomycetes, Polyporales, Fomitopsidaceae. Bases 6 to 1232 code for a protein of 408 amino acids. Gene Ontology annotation, cellular component: Golgi apparatus. The record is from RefSeq and is a predicted model, not a curated record. Gene Ontology annotation, molecular function: metal ion binding; GTPase activator activity.
CGCGCAUGGUUCGCGUGGACGGUCGCAGGUCCCCCAUCUCUAACGUGUCCUUCAUCUCCGCCUCCACCAUGGGUUCGCGCCAGGACAAGGUCACGACAGAACGCAAUGCAAAGACCCUGAGAGAACUCCUCAAGCGGCCAGAGAACAAGGUCUGCGCCGACUGCAAACGCAACGACCCGCGAUGGGCCUCCUGGAACGUCGGGGUCUUCUUGUGCAUUCGUUGCUCGGGGAUCCACCGAUCCAUGGGAACACAUAUCAGCAAGGUGAAGUCCGUGGAUCUCGAUGUCUGGACCCCAGAGCAGAUGGCAUCUGUUCAAAAAUGGGGUAAUCGUCUCGCGAACUUGUACUGGGAAGCCCAUCUCAAGCCAGGGCACAUUCCGGCCGAUCAUAAGAUGGAGUCCUUCAUACGCUCAAAGUACGAAUCACGGCGAUGGGCAAUGGACGGGCCCCCGCCAUCAGAUCCCUCUACGCUUGAUGGCCAGUCCUCUGGCGCCGCGACCACCACCGCGACGUCUGCUGCCCAACAACCAUCGCGAACUGCAACCCCUGUCCAUUCCAACGUGACGGCGCACUCCUCGAGGGCAUCUAUCACCAACCGGCAGCCCCAGCCACACCAGCUCUUGAGUACGAGCGUCGCCAACCGCGCACAGCAGAAUGCACCAAAGACCGCGCUCCCCGCUCCGGUCGCGCCCCAGGCCCCGACACCACAGGCCCCACCCGCUGCACCGACAGUCUCUAAUGAUCUGUUCUCUCUGGACUUCCACGCGCCCGCAAGCGCGCCUCCGUCUACCUCCGCGAGCCCAGCACCCAGGAAGGACGUCAAGCAGGACAUCCUCUCGCUCUUCUCCACGCCUGUCGCCGCACCUGCGGCGCCUGCUUCUGCAGCAUUCGGACAGUUUGCUCAAGCCCCGGUGCAAGCAGGUUGGCCUGGCGCGGCGCAAGCACAAGCAGCUGUAACCAGCAUGGUGGGCAACAACGGCGUUGGAAUGUGGGGCGCGAACUCGGGGUGGAACCCUGCACAAGUAGCGCCCGCGCAGUCCAACCUUUGGGGGGCCCCAGCAGCUCAACCCGCUAUCCCACAGCAGCAUAGUUUGUUCACGACGAGCGAUGUGUGGGGCUCGUCUGGGGGCACGGGCGCUGGUGCGUCAGGUGGGGAUUUGUUUGGUUCUUCGCUGCCGGCGAUGCAGAAGAAGGAUGACGCGUUUGGCGAUAUCUGGGGCGGCUUCAAGUAGGAUAGUGCUGCUAUAGAUUGUCCUGUGCACGCUGUGUUAUGUCAGUCUCGCUAUCACUGGGAAGAUUUGGAUUGCUCUUCAUUUAUUUG